GAAAAGUGUAAUGCUGAUAACAAAAAUACAACGAUUUACCAAGUCAUGUUUUCUAUUGGACUGGUGUUUACCAUUUUAUCUACAUUGAUAAGCUUCUAUUUGGAUAGAAUUAGCCCCAGAAUACUAGUCCCAAUUUGGCUAAUAAUCUCAGCUGCUUGUUCGGUCGCAUUGAACUUUAUUACGGAAUUUUACACCAUUGUCGCAACGUUUAUUACCUUCCAGAGUUGCAGCAUAUGCGCAACGAUAACAAGUGCCAUCUCUGUGGGUUUAUUCCCAACAAAUGUUAGGGCAAUGGCAACAUGUUUCAUCUACGCAUUCGGUCGAAUCGGCGGAUUGGUGGGAACAAAUUUGGUCGGAGUCCUAGUUGAACACAAUUGCAAUCUCAUUUUUAAUGUUUUCGGUGGUUUGACAUUGAGCUGUGCGUUUGUCUUUCUACUCAUAAAAACCGAGAUUCCAGAACCAAUACAAAAUGACCAAAGAAGCGAAUGCUCUGCAUAA
This is a messenger RNA of Sitodiplosis mosellana (orange wheat blossom midge), 498 nucleotides long. RefSeq lists its product as uncharacterized. The transcript has 4 exons. Gene Ontology annotation, molecular function: transmembrane transporter activity. The record is from RefSeq and is a predicted model, not a curated record. Bases 46 to 498 code for a protein of 150 amino acids. Gene Ontology annotation, biological process: transmembrane transport. Lineage: Eukaryota; Metazoa; Arthropoda; Insecta; Diptera; Cecidomyiidae.